AUGAAGAGACGAAAAUCUUUGUUUUUGUUGUGUGCGAAUGAGAAGAAGCAGCUGGCAGAGGCGCAGGAGAAGGCGACCACGGCGGCGUCAGCAAGCCCUAGGUGGCAGGAAUUGUGGAUCGGAAUUAGCCGACCACCAUCCCUAGCCUGGUUGUUCGUACUACACCAAGUUGGCCAAUAUCUCUCCGCCGAUUUCCACCGCAUUUUCACCGGAGUAACCCAACAACUCAGCCGAUUCCUUGAUCGGUGUCGGCCAGGGGUUAGAGUUGCUGUACUGGGACCAGUAAUAUCUCAAGUUUUGCAUAAUAAUUUUAUGUCGAUUCUUAGUAGGUGGAAUUUACAAGAUUUGAUUUUAUGCUAA
Lactuca virosa is the source of this 360-nucleotide messenger RNA. Lineage: Eukaryota; Viridiplantae; Streptophyta; Magnoliopsida; Asterales; Asteraceae. The record is from the annotation of a GenBank genome assembly.